This is a messenger RNA of Penicillium manginii, 921 nucleotides long. RefSeq lists its product as uncharacterized. The transcript is spliced from 3 exons. The coding region runs from base 1 to 921 and encodes 306 amino acids. NCBI's taxonomy places the organism in Eukaryota, Fungi, Ascomycota, Eurotiomycetes, Eurotiales, Aspergillaceae. The record is from RefSeq and is a predicted model, not a curated record.
AUGGGCAGUGAUGACUCUUCGUUCUUUUUGUAUGGAGUCGGGGAGCGGCCCGAGGCACUGACCCUUGGUUCGCUUAUCCUGGAGAAAUACUGGCAGCCGAUGAUCGCUCGGCAUUAUACUCAUGAAUUACUAGACGAAAAGGGCCUGUUUGAGCAUGCAUACACCACGAAUGUAUCAAACGCCGUAUUCCGGGGCUACUCGCGUCUGUCCCCUUCCGUGGGCGUGGAGGCUGGCGAAAUCAUGAAUAUCGGCCUUGCAUACCACAAAGACCGUGAACGAAUCAUCGUUGCAGAGAAAGGAUCUAGAAUCACGUUAAAAGAUCCUGAAGCAUUCCUUACAGACAAUAUCCUCAAAACCCCGGCGGCACAGCAAAAGCUCAAGCUAUGGCUCUCAGCUGCACAUAGUGCCUAUCUGCUGAACUUCAAGUUCGCUCGUCGGCCCAAGGUAUGGCUUUUGACCGGUCUGUACCUUCUAGAAGGGACUAGGGCAAUAGUAUCGAAUGGCCAGAGUGCGGAUAUCUCAGCGGGUGUCUCGUCAGCCAUAAUCGGUGCUCUAUCAGGCGUACCUGUUGGUGGGUCAGUCAGUCUGGGCGUCGGUUCCACAUGGGAGAUGGCCAUGGAAGUAGCCGACCCACAUGUCUGGGCAGCUCAGUAUCGACUUGUCGACGCGCGCUUCAUCAAAAUAGGAAAAGAUGGUAUUGAUGGGGUUAAGCUGCCAGCAUCAAUGGGUCUAUAUCGCGACAUCUUGUCUGUGAAUACAGCCCGAGGUGCAGGCGAGAGGGAAGUCGAGCUUGGGCUCGAGACUGAGCCGGAUGGACCAGUGAUGGAUGAUCAGGAUGGCCAAGAAGAGGAGGGGUAUGAAAAGAGGCUAGAACAGGCAAUACAGAUGUUCGAAAAGGCGCCGAAGCACUUCUUGCUAUAA